UCAAAAGAAGAAGAAGGAGAAGAAGGAAAACAGGCAAGAUGGCGGCGACAAUGUUGAGGUCGCUGACUAGGUUUGGACGUCCUUCAGCUAAGUCUCUCCUAAACAAUAAUUUACUGAGUCCUGGCUGUACCGUUUUGCAGAACAGGCAGAAGCAGUGGCAGCCAGAUGUGGAGUGGGUUGAGCAGUACGGCGGGGCUGUCAUGUACCCCUAUUCUUUCAAAGCAGAGAUGAAGCACCCCCCAUGGUUUGACAAAGAGCCUGAUGCAGUUCGAGAUGUUACCAACCUAAAACUGAACUUUGGUCCUCAGCAUCCUGCUGCUCACGGCGUGCUGCGCCUGGUCAUGGAGCUCAGCGGAGAGUCUGUCGUAAAAUGUGACCCCCACAUCGGCCUGCUCCACCGAGGCACAGAAAAGCUUGUGGAGUACAAAACCUACCUGCAGGCUCUGCCCUACUUUGACCGUCUGGAUUAUGUUUCCAUGAUGUGCAAUGAGGAGGCCUACUCUUUAGCUGUGGAGAAGCUGCUUAACAUCCAGGCUCCACCUCGGGCCCAGUGGAUCCGAGUGCUGUUCGGAGAGAUGACCCGCAUCCUGAACCACAUCAUGGCCGUCGGCACACACGCCCUGGAUGUGGGGGCCAUGACUCCGUUUUUCUGGUUGUUCGAGGAGCGAGAGAAGCUGUUUGAGUUUUAUGAGCGGGUGUCUGGAGCCAGGAUGCACGCUGCGUACAUCAGACCAGGAGGCGUUCAUCAGGAUUUGCCCCUCGGUCUCAUGGAUGACAUCUAUGAGUGGUGCAAGACCUUCUCAAUGCGAAUUGAUGAAGUUGAAGAGUUGUUGUCCAACAAUCGUAUUUGGAAACUACGCACAGAAGAUAUCGGGAUCAUCAGCGCUGAAGAUGCCCUCUUCUAUGGCUUCAGUGGUGUGUUGCUGCGAGGCUCAGGAAUCAAGUGGGACUUGAGGAAGUCUCAACCUUAUGACAAGUACGAUGAGGUGGAAUUUGAUAUUCCAAUUGGAAGCAAAGGAGACUGCUAUGACAGGUAUCUGUGCCGGGUGGAGGAGAUGAGGCAGUCUCUGAGAAUCAUGCACCAGGCCCUCAACAAGAUGCCAGAGGGGGAGAUCAAAGUGGAUGAUGCCAAAGUGGCCCCACCCAAACGAUCUGAGAUGAAGACCUCCAUGGAGUCUUUGAUUCAUCAUUUCAAACUUUACACAGAGGGCUACCAGGUGCCCCCAGGGGCCACAUACACUGCUAUAGAGGCACCUAAGGGGGAGUUCGGUGUUUAUUUAGUGUCCGACGGCUCCAGCAGACCUUAUCGCUGCAAAAUCAAAGCUCCUGGCUUCGCUCACCUGGCUGGUUUGGACAAAAUGUCUGAAGGACACAUGUUGGCUGAUGUGGUGGCCAUUAUUGGAACACAGGACAUCGUGUUUGGUGAAAUUGACCGUUAGCGUCACGUCGCUAAUGAAGUUGACUCUCUUCCUGUUCUUUCUUCACAGUAGGAGCAUAUUCUGCAGUUCAAUAUGCUUCUGAUUAUUCAUGUAAACACCCUAAAUGAACCUAAUAAAUAUUUUACCUCCAA
Molecule: messenger RNA, 1570 nt
Organism: Austrofundulus limnaeus
Lineage: Eukaryota; Metazoa; Chordata; Actinopteri; Cyprinodontiformes; Rivulidae
Gene: ndufs2
Product: NADH:ubiquinone oxidoreductase core subunit S2
Exons: 14
Coding region: 39-1439 (466 amino acids)
Biological process (GO): mitochondrial electron transport, NADH to ubiquinone
Cellular component (GO): respiratory chain complex I
Molecular function (GO): oxidoreductase activity, acting on NAD(P)H; quinone binding; NAD binding
Source: RefSeq, a predicted model, not a curated record